Molecule: messenger RNA, 390 nt
Organism: Volvox carteri f. nagariensis
Lineage: Eukaryota; Viridiplantae; Chlorophyta; Chlorophyceae; Chlamydomonadales; Volvocaceae
Exons: 3
Coding region: 1-390 (129 amino acids)
Source: RefSeq, a predicted model, not a curated record
AUGGAGCACGCGCGGGAAGCCCAUCCGGCGGUGGCGAUGGACAACGGCUGCAAGGCAACAAAGCUGGUGACUAAGGUGAAGGGCAACGUGAUUUUUGAGAAGAACAUGUGGCAGGCCAAUGCAAUAGCUAUACAGCUGGCGAUCCGCAAUGGCAGUCGAGACCCGGUGACUAAGCUACUCACGGAUGCCGUGCAGGGGUACUUUGUCUCCGUGCAACUGGUCGGAAAGUCUUCGCUUCGAAGCGGUGGGCAAGGAAGUGACUCCUUUGGUUGGUGGUGGCUGAACCUGUUCAGGCCUUUCCUGGCCUACUAUGCAGUGUGUUUAGGUGCCGGCAAUAUCGGGGAUCCGAUCGUAUCCACCGUACCACAUUCAAUCAUGUACGUGCAGUGA